Messenger RNA from Chrysoperla carnea, 1860 nucleotides. RefSeq names its product serine/threonine-protein kinase OSR1-like. Gene Ontology annotation, molecular function: ATP binding; protein serine/threonine kinase activator activity; protein serine/threonine kinase activity. The coding region runs from base 13 to 1791 and encodes 592 amino acids. Gene Ontology annotation, biological process: protein phosphorylation. Lineage: Eukaryota; Metazoa; Arthropoda; Insecta; Neuroptera; Chrysopidae. The transcript is spliced from 10 exons. The record is from RefSeq and is a predicted model, not a curated record.
UCACUUUCAACAAUGACUGAAGGUGUUGUUGAUGAUGGUUCUACGCAAGUGUUACCAAAUAAUAACAAUAAUAAUACAGCUGAAAGGCGGAAAGAUGCACCUGUACGAAGACGGCGUACCGGGGCAUAUAAUAUGGAGCCAACAGAUCAAAUUGUUUUUGAAAAUCAUCGAUUUCUCAGCACUUUAGUGAUUGGUAAAAGGAAGAUAUCUGGAGAAUUAUUACCACCAGGAUCACCCGGCGUUUUUCGACAGAAGUCGUUGGCAUCAUGCGAUCGACCACAACUUACGUUCAGUGGAUGUGCAAGAGUUGCACGACAAUCAAUCGGCAAUAUCGGACACAUUUUGUCACGCAAAAUGGCAGCCACGAGUUCUGUUGCGCCAGUUGUUUGGCCAAAUACAAAAGACGAUUAUGAAUUACGAGAAGUGAUUGGUGUUGGUGCUACAGCCGUUGUUCAUGCAGCAUUGUGUAAACCGCGCAACGAGAAAUGUGCUAUAAAACGUAUAAAUUUAGAAAAAUGGAAUACAUCAAUGGACGAACUCUUAAAAGAAAUACAAGCUAUGUCAAGUUGCCAUCAUGAAAAUGUCGUAACAUAUUAUACAAGUUUUGUUGUACGUGAAGAAUUAUGGCUGGUUUUAAGAUUAUUAGAAGGUGGAAGUUUACUUGAUAUAAUUAAACAUAAAACACGUGUCACAAACUGUAAACAUGGUGUAUUUGAUGAGUCAACUAUAGCUACUGUUCUCAAGGAGGUACUCAAAGGAUUGGAAUAUUUCCAUUCGAAUGGACAAAUUCAUAGAGAUAUUAAAGCUGGAAAUAUUUUGUUGGGUGAAGAUGGUACUGUACAAAUAGCAGAUUUUGGUGUAAGUGCAUGGCUGGCUACGGGUAGAGAUUUAUCACGUCAAAAAGUUAGGCAUACAUUUGUUGGUACUCCAUGCUGGAUGGCACCUGAAGUAAUGGAACAGGAUCAUGGCUAUGAUUUCAAAGCAGAUAUCUGGUCUUUUGGUAUUACGGCAAUCGAAAUGGCAACUGGUACCGCACCAUAUCACAAAUAUCCACCAAUGAAGGUUCUUAUGCUUACUUUACAGAACGAUCCACCAAACUUAGAUACAGGCGCCGAAGAAAAAGAUCAAUAUAAAGCAUAUGGUAAAACGUUUAGAAAAAUGAUUUUAGAUUGUUUACAAAAGGAUCCAACCAAACGACCCACGGCGAGUGAAUUAUUAAAGCAUGCUUUCUUUAAAAAGGCGAAAGAUAGAAGAUAUUUACAACAAACACUUGUAGCCAUUGGACCUAGUCUGGAAACCAGAGUACAAAAGGCUUCAAGACGGCAGCCUGGUGCGAGUGGAAGGUUACAUAGAACGGUAACUGGUGAAUGGGUAUGGUCUUCUGAUGAUGAAGAUGCAUCAAGUGGCUCAGAUAAUGAACGGCCUAUGAACACGUUAGAAGCUAGUAUUGAAUCUUCUGGUAGUGAAUCCGAUUUACAAGUUCAUACAUCGAAUGAAGCACCUCCUGUUAAUUUAGUACUAAGAAUGAGGAAUUCUAAACGCGAAUUAAAUGAUAUUAGAUUUGAAUUUGCUGUUGGCAAAGAUUCAUCAGAAGGUAUUGCUAGUGAAUUAGUUGGUGCAGGACUUGUUGAUGGUAAAGAUAUUAUUGCAAUUGCUACUCAUUUACAAAAAUUAAUUGAUUCACAAGGAGCAUUAAAAGUAGUCACAUUUCCUUUGAAUUCUGGAAGCCAGAACGAAGUACCGGAUGACAAGGCGCUCAUUGGAUUUGCCCAAAUUUCAAUUUCGGAAUAGUUGUUAUUGAUAUUUUUUAUAUCUGAAAUUAAUUGUAUUAAAACAAAAAGAAAAUAUUUUUAAAGAAAU